AUGCCCUACCCGCGGCCUGUCUCCCCAGUCUCCCUCGAAACAUGCAUGCCUUCACCCUCCGAGCUAGAUUCGGAUGACCUCCUUGCCUCGGAUGAGGAGCUGGAUGACGCUGCCCGAGCUGCAAAGCGCCAGCGGGUUGAGAAGUUGGCGGAGUCUUAUCUGCAGGGCAAACCAUUGUUGAUUCUCUCUGCGUCGCUGCGGGGCCCUUUCCAUGAUGGAUGGACCAAUCCGUGGAAGAAGCACAGGACACGCGGGACCGGCGCACCAGUGAGGGUUCGCCAGACAAAUGUCCCCGAGCCGGUGGUCCAGGAGACUGAUUUGCGGGCUCCUAAAUACCGGGAGGGUCUCUUGGUCAGCACUCGCUACCCGGAGAUCCCUACGACAUCUUGCAACUCCCCUAGGACCUCGGUGCAAGCUGGAGACCGUUCUUCGCCUUCGAAAUCGCCACGGAGACAACCCAAGGAACCCACCCCGCGCCCGGGGUAUGGCGGACAAAAUGGAGCACUGCGACGGUCUCCCACCAAAUCGAAGGAACUGCCGUCGUCGGCAGUAGGAGACCAAUCAAUAAUGCCGCCUAGGACAGCGGACUGGCUGAAGAAGGAUCGGAAGCUCAUGAACUUCACCAAGUUCGAACCGCCGAGCUCGCCAACAAUAUCCGUGGCCUCUCGUCAGUCAGAUAAAGCCCGUCGACCAAUGUCUCGCUCUGUUCAAGUCCAGGUCCCACAGACGCCGGGAUCGCCAGAAAAAUACCCUCCUCUCAAACCUGUCCCAGCGAAGACAGCCCAGAGUGCUAGUGCAAACUCGAAUGGGCACAUGUCACCACGGUCGACUCAAUCGGGGACCUCUAACUCACCCAAAGUUCCUGCCGUUCCCAAAGUAUCACCAUUCAAACAAUAUCAACUAUCUCAUUUGUCACAGGAAGCGUCUCUCCGAAUCGUCAAUUCCUCCUCCCAGCUGCCGAGGUUUGAAUAUCGGAGGUGGCUCCGUGAACAUUCGAGUCAGCAGGAGAAGACUUCUCCUAUGCAAGAUGAAAGUAUCUUGCAAGAAGAGACUUUUUUGCAGGAGGACAGCCCUCUGAAAGAAAAGUCCGUAAUCGACCCCGCACCCGCUAGACCUAGUCCCGCUAAGGAUCAAGCAUUGGAUCCUGUUGAGCCUGCAGCUGAGCCUGAGCCCUCUGCUCCCGAAGAAAUAGCAGUUCACAGUGAGGACCCUAUAAAGAAAGAUGCGAGCCAUAAGACUUUGUCGAAAGAAACCAGGUUCGCAGACGAGGAAGAUUUCAUAGAAAACAACGUUGCGGAAAAUCAGGUAGCAGGGGAAGAUGUACCAGGGGAAGCUGUAGCCGAGAAAGAGGCCGCAGCGGAAGUUAUUGCAAACGAGCAAGAUACAUCGACAUUUCAAAACACAGAUAUCUCUGGACCAACCGAGCAGAACACCUAUGAUCUCCCUUCCGCCCAACCAGUACCAGCACCUUUGGGAGUCUCAGAUCGGGUAACGUCAUUGCACUCCACGGCUUUGCCAAGAGGAGAUUCAGGACAUGACUCAACCUCAAGCCCCGAUACCCAGCUUUCGACCCAGGCUGCCCUUUUGCAUGCCCAGAAGUCUUUUCAAGACGACUUGGACAGUCCGGAAUAUUACAAUCAACAUACGCCGAACCCGGACCGAGCUGUGCAUUCACCCAAUGCUUCACUUCACUCAGCAAAUGUCACUCCAUUCUACCGUCUAGACGAGUCAAUUCGACGUGAUUUAGAGCGAAGUUCCAGAUCCACGAACAAGGAUGGAAUGCAAGCAAUGAGCACGCAAUUCAUGCUUGAUGCAGCUACACCUUUCAAUUUCAGCACCGAGCAAGCUGGUCAAGAUCGGAGUUUUAAACCCACGAACAGAAAUAUGACGCAAGCAAUGAAUACACAGUUCAUGCUCGAUGCAGCUACACCCUAUGCUUUCAGCACAGAGAAGAGGCAGCGUGCAUCUCGGCCAGACUCAGGUUCACCUAUGGCAAGAAACUCCAAGAGAAAAAGGACGGCCAAUUUCGGAAGUCCCUCCCGUUCUACCGGCAGUCGAUCAACAUCUCUCGACAACGAAUACCAUACUGCGGAAUCCCAAUCAGGGGAAGAUGAAGAAAGUCCGCAGCCAGUGACCCAACAGUUGGAUCACCAACCAACUUACCAAUCCGCAACAGAGGUCGCAUCCUUGCCCCUCACCCUAAACGAAUCGAUGCCAACAACAGGCCAGGAUGGACAAGGUGUCCAACAGGGAAUGGAGAGUUUCAAUCUCAGUCAGGCAAUUGCAGAUGCUGGUAGCUGGCUGCAACAAAGUUUUGAUUUCAUGAAGGAUAGCGGCCGGAUUCCUACCUCUGACACGCAACCUUCCCCUUUGAACAUGGAUCUAUCUCAAUAA
Messenger RNA from Penicillium verrucosum, 2394 nucleotides. RefSeq lists its product as uncharacterized. NCBI's taxonomy places the organism in Eukaryota, Fungi, Ascomycota, Eurotiomycetes, Eurotiales, Aspergillaceae. The transcript has a single exon. Bases 1 to 2394 code for a protein of 797 amino acids. The record is from RefSeq and is a predicted model, not a curated record.